AUGACAGAAGAGCGUAGGUAUUCAUGCGAAACCGCCGCCGAUACUUUCAAAUGGAUUAACGACAUCAUCAACUUCCUCAAUCCCUACUUUUCCAUCUUCAUCAAUGCUCACGUCGUCCAUUUCUUCAAGGAUCGAUUAUGGGAGAAUGUUAAUGCGGAAUGGAUCGAUUGCCUGCGAAGAGAACCAGUUCAAAAUCUUCUCUUGAUACCUUCUGGAGUAGUGCAGGAUCAAUGGCCAGCUUCUCUGAAGGAUUUCAUCCUAAAAUUGAGGUCUAUGGUACUUUGUCAAGAACAAGCAGAUAUAAACAUGGCUUUACCUGGUUUGCGGAUGACUUCACUUAACAGAGUUCUUGCCCAAGGCAUGAAUGCGAAGAAAAGACAUGAAGUAGAAGCUCUUUCUGCUGUUGUAAGUACAGUUGCAGAGAGUGUGAGGGCUCAUGCCAUUCUGGAUGUUGGUGCUGGUCAGGGUUAUCUUGCACAAGUACUUGCCUUUCAAUAUCAGCACCCUGUCAUUGCCAUUGAUGCAUGUUCUCACCAUGGGAUGGUCACUGAUGCACGGGCAGAGCGGAUUAAGAAGCACUACAAAUCAAAGAUGGUAAAGUCUAGAUCAGACAUGCAGAGUUUGAAUAUACCAAAGACAAUCACAUGUCGUGUGUUGUCCAUUGAAUCUUUGAAAGCCUUGGUUGAAACAUCUUUGCCUGCAGAUGACCUUGAGCAAUCUAUGUUAAAGGGAGAAAAUCAAGAACAUAAAGGGAAAUUACAUUGUCCCAGUGACGCAAACAACAGACCUCCCACUGUUCUUGCAGGGCUUCAUGCAUGCGGUGAUCUUUCAGUGAUUAUGCUGAAGACUUUCUUAGACUGCAGAGAUGUUAAAGCUGUUGUUAGUAUUGGUUGCUGUUACAAUCUACUAUCUGAAGAAACCAGUAGGGAUGGUGAAUCUCAAUGUGGAUUUCCAAUGAGUCAUGCUGUGAGAUCCACUGGCUUAUCACUAGGAAAAAGCGCACGUGAUCUUGCUUGCCAGAGUGCAGAGAGAUGGAGGAGCCUUGAUAUGCAUGCUGGCAUUCACAACUUUGAGUUACACACUUUUCGCGCUGCUUUUCAAAUGGUUCUUUCGAAAUAUUAUCCGAAAGUUGUGAUGAGUACUCCUUCAAUUGGGCGUAAAGGAAAGGCUCUGCGUAGGCAAAACCAAAGGAGAUAUACAGGGUUGGAGCUGCAUCUCAAAGGAAGUGCUUGUCAUAUGAGACAAAGUUUCCCUGCUGAAUCCAAAACUGAAGGGACUUUUGGCUCUGCAUCAGAAAAUCAAACCCUACCUGGUGAAAUUUCUUCCAAUGAAAGUGCUGGAUGUGAAGGGACAAAAAUUGAUAACAGUUUCGAGAAUUUUGAGAAAUUUUGCCAGUCUGGAUUGUCUCAUCUUGGAAUCAAACGUUCAAAUGAUGUAAACCUGCAAAGCAUAUGGAAGGAAGCAGAACCAUUUGCUGACCUUGUAGGACCAUAUUGGUCUCUCAGAGCUGCUUUAGGGCCUCUUUUGGAAACUCUUAUUCUGCUUGAUAGGUUAUUGUUUCUUCAAGAGCAAGGCAGUGUAUUGGAAGCCUACCUGUUACCAAUAUUUGACCCAAAUAUAUCUCCCAGAAAUGUGGCUAUAAUUGCAAAGAAGAUUGACAAAGAUUUAAGAUCCUCCUGA
Messenger RNA from Vicia faba (fava bean), 1680 nucleotides. Lineage: Eukaryota; Viridiplantae; Streptophyta; Magnoliopsida; Fabales; Fabaceae. The record is from the annotation of a GenBank genome assembly.